Oncorhynchus keta (chum salmon) is the source of this 5200-nucleotide messenger RNA. RefSeq names its product afadin-like. NCBI's taxonomy places the organism in Eukaryota, Metazoa, Chordata, Actinopteri, Salmoniformes, Salmonidae. The record is from RefSeq and is a predicted model, not a curated record. Gene Ontology annotation, molecular function: cell adhesion molecule binding. Gene Ontology annotation, biological process: signal transduction; regulation of protein localization. The transcript is spliced from 25 exons. Gene Ontology annotation, cellular component: adherens junction.
AUGGCAGGGAAGGAAGAGUGGCAGAGAUUAGCUGACAUCAUCCAACAUUGGAACAACACCCGACUGGACCUGUUUGAGAUCAGUCUGCCAUGCAAGAACUUAGAGUUCCAUGGAGUAAUGCGGUUCUACUUUGAGGACCACAUUGCAGGGAACGUUGCCACCAAGUGCCUGCGUAUCAGCAGCAUCACCACCACUGGAGAGGUUAUUGAAACACUGUCAGAGAAGUUCAGACCGGACAUGAAGAUGUUGAAUACUCCCUAUUUCCUGUUUGAGGUCCAUGCUAACAAGGAAGAACGGCAGCUGGACCUGAGUGAAAAGCCUCUGGUUGUGCAGCUGAACUGGAACACACACAACCGGGAGGGCCGCUUCGUACUCAAGAAGGAUAAGGACAUUUGGCCUUUAUCCAUACAGGACAACAGCCCAGAGAAAAAGAAGGGAGGCAUGAUCCAGAACUUCAAGAGGACACUGUCGAGGAAAGAGAAGAAGAAGGAGAAGAAGAAGACAGGAGAUGAUGCUGUUAACCACUCGGCAAAGCCUAACGGGUCCACUAUGAGGAAAGAGAAUGGGCAGAUAUCAGCCUCUGUACCUGUGGAGAAGUCCUGGGCCAACAAGGAUAUUGUUUCUAACCCUGACACAACAGAAUGCAAGAAAAGUUCCACGUGGCGAGGCAUGGUCCGAAAGCAUAACCAGAAACAAGACUAUGGAACAAGGAAUGAAAGAGAUCAGGACAACAUGGACCAACUUGCACUUCCAGUUGGUAUUAAAUUCAGGGAAAAUUCCGAGGACCCCUUCCUCUCUGCAGUCAUCAACUACACCAACAGUUCCACUGUCCACUUCAAGCUCUCCCCUGCCUACGUCCUGUACAUGGCCGGACGCUUCGUCCUCCACCGCCAUUAUAGUCACAGUCAGGAGACAUCACAGAGUCAUCGCCCCUCAGAGCACGCACACAGAGUCACCGCUACUGUCAACAAGAUGGUAGCCAUGACUGAGGUGGUCAUCCAGAAGCAGAAGUCCAUAGCUGGUGCUGUAGCCUUCUGGAUGGCCAAUACCUCAGAGCUCCUGAACUUCCUAAAGCAGGACAGAGAUCUAAGCCCCAUCACUCUGCAGGCUCAGGAGAACCUGGCACACCUGGUGUACAAAGCUUUCAAGUGUUUGACUCAGUGUCUGCUGGCUGAUCUGAGCAGACACUUGCCAGAAUUCCUUAUUUAUCCUGAGGGGAGUCAAUCACCUGCAGGAAUAGAGGGCGUACUGCAAACCUUGAUGGGUGCCAUGUCUCUGCUGCGUCGCUGUCGAGUUAACGCUGCCCUCACCAUCCAGCUGUUCUCCCAACUCUUCCACUCCAUCAGUGCCUGGCUCCUCAACAGGCUGCUGAGCCCCAGCCCCCAGGGAGAGGCCUGCUCCCUGGGCCUUAGAUCCCACUACUGGGGGGCCACCCUCCGCCAGAGGCUUAGCCUGGUGGAGGACUGGGCAGAGAGGCAAGGUCUGGAGCUGGCCGCAGACUGCCACCUCAGCCGCAUCAUACAGGUAACAAUGCUGUUGACCAUGAACAAGUAUUCCAUGCAAGAUUCGGAGAACAUCCAGAAUACCUGCUUCAAGUUAAACUCCUUGCAGCUUCGAACACUGAUGACAAGCUACCUGUACGAUACCAACGAGCCCCGCAUUGCCCCUGGUGUGAUUGACAGGGUGGUGGCGGCUGCAGAAGCCAGUGCUGAUGAGUUGUUGCGUAGUGAAGGGCAGGACCUCCAGCUGGAGGAGGGGCCAGACCUCCACCUGCCCUUCCUGCUCCCUGAGGAAGGCUACUCCUGUGACACGGUCAAUGGCAUCCCGCAGGGCUUCAGAGAGUUCCUGGAACCUAUCUGCCGCAAAGGCCUCUGCACUCUGAUGUCUCACCCCCAGUCUGGUGGCACCUGGACCAUCUUCUUCAACCGAGCAAACUAUCUCUUCUCUGUUUCUUUCAUUUAGCCACUGCAUAGAGAACUUGAGGUUGUGACUAUUACACUGACAAAACCCUUGAACAGUGGAAUGGGGGUCAGCAUCGUGGCGGCCAAGGGAGCAGGACAAGACAACCUUGGGAUUUAUGUCAAGUCUAUCGUCAAAGGAGGACCAGCAGACAUGGAUUGCAGGUUAACUGCUGGGGAUCAGUUGCUGUGUGUGGAUGGACACAGUCUCGUGGGCCUCUCACAGGAAAGGGCAGCAGGCAUAAUGAUGCACACUGGGUCAGUUGUGACUUUACAGGUUGCCAAGCAGGGGGCAACAUGCCAUGGUCUGGCUGCCUUGCUAGAUGAACCACCUUCAGUAUCAACUACAGCUUUGGAUGGUAGUGGCCCCACCAGCAGCAGCCAUGCUAAGCCGAACGGCAAGGCCCUGAUCGUGUAUGAUGGCAUGGAGCAGAGCUCUGGGCCCUCAGGACUAUGGGGUAAUAACUCCCAUGGAGGGAACAGGAGACAGAGAGAACAGACCCUGCUGAAGAACAGACAGCUAUACCGCUCCAACCCUAACAUGAUCAGCCCAGAAGGAGAACCAGUUGACCCAGCCAUCCCAACAGACAGUAAAAUCACUGCAGUCUCCACCAGCAACCUUCUGUGCUCUGAUAUGUACCAAAGGGAAUACCUGACUCUACCAGCCCCUAGGUCUCAGGACAAGAAGACAGUAGCCUUUGAACUCCCACCUCAGGAGCCCAGAGUCUCAUUUAAUCUAGAUGGACAGAUCUCCAACAAGAGGACCUUGAUGCGGCAGGCCCUUUCACAGGAGAAUUUGUGCAUGGAGAAUGAUCGCCCCCUAGUGGACAAUAUACAUAAUGCAUGGAACCAGAACCAGCAGGAAAGCUACUACACCUCUUUUCCUAUGAAGCCUAGCAUCUCUACCCACGACAUACAUUACAACCAUACUGUCAGCCUCUCCACUAAGACCCAACCGAGCCGCCACAAUACACGGUAUGGCUACUGGAGAACUCCUACGUCACACGACCCUUCGUCUGCCAUCCAGCCAAUACACAUAGACAUCCCUGCUACACGGCUUUCCAACACCCAGCCGCGCAGUCCAAUGACUACCUUCCAACAAACUCCCACUCUACUGCCCGUGAAGAUGAACCAAAACCCUGAGGGUAAAGGCCAGGGACAAGCCCUCUUCAGCAAUCAAAAACAGGAGUCUCAUUAUCAACUGCCAGCCCAGCAUCGCCAAGCUACAUGUCCUCCUCCAUCCUCUGUGUCCAUGAGGCAACCUCAGCCCUCACUCUCAUCCUCACAGAAGAUCCAACAACAACAAGCAUUGAGGAGGGUGCAAACAGCGACGUCCCAACUGUUCCCAACCCAGUCAAAAGACACAUCCCUCCAGAGACCUCCAGCUAAACCACAACCAGGGACCACCCCAGGACAUCAGGACCAAUACUUCAGCAUGAAUAAAGAGCCACCAUCAGAAGGCAACAAAAGUCUGUCUCCAGACCCAUGGAAGAGGGAUGCAUGGGAGAAGCAGCAGAAGCAGCAGAGACUACAGGUCGUCGACCUGUUGGAACAGGAGAUCCAGGAUCUGCAGGCUAAAGCCCAGCUCACACCAGAGGAGACCGACAGGCUCCGUAGGCUCAACCUGGAGUGGCAAUUUCAACAGAGACUGCAGGAGUUCCAACAGAAUGGAAACGAUGAGGAUGAUGAUGAUGAAGAAGAAGAUAGAGACACGUCAACAGGAGAAAAUGUUCAAGAGUCGAAUGAACUCAACGUAAACUUUGAUGAGAAGUCCUCGAAAGAAGGCCAGAAAGAGAACAACUUCAAAGGUGAUGCAACACCUGAGAAUCUCACAUUUAAGGAGCGCCAACGUCUCUUCUCCCUCGGAUCAAACGCCUCCAUCAAAGUCAAAGCCUUGUAAGAUGAGGAUCCUGAGAAGGUGGCCUCAACAUUCGGUCAAGGCUCAUCGAUCAAGGCUCAACCUUUUUAUAAGCUACAGUAGAAACCAAUCAGAAGAUAUUAGAAUUGAUAUUAUAAUCUAUAUUCUGUAGAAAAAUGUGGACUAUCUUUGUGAUUUCUCGGCAUAUUUACUUCUCUUUUCUCCUAAUUGAUCUUUACACUUAGACUGUCGAAUGCACAUUUUCAUGUUUUUCUGUUAUAUGUUUACUUAAAUGAAAACUUAGGUAGGUAGAAGCUUUUUUACAUACAUGGAUUUUUAAAAAUAAAUUAAGAUUUGAUUAAUCUUUUUGGAAAAUGUACAACAGCAGUCAUGGUAUACAUUACGGAUGUACCGUACAUCACAUGAGGCUGCUGAGGGGAGGACGGCUCAUAAUAAUGAUUGUAAUGGAGAGAAUGGAAUGGCAUCAAACACAUGGAAACCGUGUGUUUUAUGUGUUUGAUUACCGUUCCACUUAUUCAGCCUUUACCACGAGUAUGUCCUCCCAAAUUGAGGUGCCACCAACCUCCUAUGCCGUACUCCUCCUUUACAACUCAGGACAUCCUACUUGUAUGAAUACUUCACUAUGUUUAGGGGUGAACUCCACAAGAGUCCACGUGUACAGUAAUCUGAGCCCUUCUGAUCUCAUCGGUGCCUGAGAUUUUCCUGGUCUUUGCCAGCAUGGUUCCUGUCCUGCCAUGGCUAUGAAUACAGUGGACAGCUACCCCCUACAGCAGAGAGAAGUACAUAUGGUUGAGUACAUAAGUAAACAAACAUAGAAGGCUAUGCGUUUAUACACAUCAUUGUUUGAGAAUAAUUAGCCUGUGUUCACUGUCCAGACCUGUCACAUUGAAAUCAGUGGUUAAUGUUAAUUUAGCUUCAUGUGUCAGAAAUAAGCACCUCUUUGAUGUAUUGACUGAAUAAUGGGUUACUGAAUACUUUUUAACUGAAUCCUUAUAUAGCAUUUUGCAUUUAUUCCUCCACAAUGGACAUAAACCUCAGAAUCCUCUCUGGAGUUGGUGAGGUUUAGGAGCUUUUCUCACACAAGCACACCAGGUGUCGUAUGCAAUUGUCCAGUAGGUACAGGUAAUAGGAAGUAAUUUGAGGGAGUGCCAAUCUGGCCAAUUUGAUAGGUUCGACCCAGGAAAAAUUGGGGGGUGGCGUACAGUCAAUCUGAAAAUAGUGUGAAAUGUGGAUGUUGUUAUAUAUUCACAGCUACAGUGCCUUCCGAAAGUUCACACCCCUUGACUUUUUCCAAAUGUUGUUGUGUUACAGCCUGAAUUUAAAAUGGAUUAAAUUUGGAUUUUGUGUCACUGGCCUACCAGAA